Molecule: messenger RNA, 6019 nt
Organism: Galleria mellonella (greater wax moth)
Lineage: Eukaryota; Metazoa; Arthropoda; Insecta; Lepidoptera; Pyralidae
Gene: M7BP
Exons: 16
Coding region: 430-3951 (1173 amino acids)
Source: RefSeq, a predicted model, not a curated record
GACAGCCUCCGUCAUCUGCGCACGCGCAUCGGCCUUGUGCGCCCGCGUCGACUUACCGGUGAGGUGCCAGUAGAAAAAGCGCCUAACUCGACAGCAAUAAAACGCACGAUCGAAUAGUGAAUAUUUAUCUUUAAUUAUUUACCAACUUAAAAAAAAAAAAAACAGUGCCGCCAAUAUCAUACUGUGAAAUGUUUGUUUUGUGCUUGGAGAGAUUUCAAUGAGUGUGCAUAAUUUCUUACUUUCAUAAGUGUGAGGUUAAACUAUUAUAUUUACGGAAUUAUACACACUCUAUGAAAUCCAGUGUCCACCAUAAAAGCUAGUGAAAUAUUGUAAUACGACGCAAUCAUGAUUAUUACAAACCAGUGGACACUGUAAAUGUGCAAGUGACAGGAACAAUUGCCUUUGUCGGUUUAAUAAAGAAGAAAAGAAAUGCCAGAUACACUCUCCCUCUCUGCUGGAGUCAGCUUUGGCCUGCUGGCUGGAAUCGUAUCAGGGGUUUGCUACCUCGUCGCCAAUGGCUUCAUGUGGCCUCGAUCAGAGCCCGAGGAGCGGAGGCGAUGCGUGGCGGGCGCGGACGACGGCGUGUGUCGUAGGUGCGGCGGUGACAAGCGCGGCAGUAUCGUACCCUGCAUCUGUCAACCACACCAGCCGCAGAAAUUCGAGUCGGGCGCGUGGUUCCUCCGGCAGAUUCAGCGAGCAGCCAGCCUCAUGCCGUGGACCCUCAGCACGGACAAGCUGGAGCAGAUCGAUGAAGAAUAUGAAGAGCGAGAUAGUCCGGGUUCGGGAGAAGGCCAGGAGUUGCGGAGCGUAAGGGAAUUCCUGGAGACGCUAUCAGCGAAGCUGGCCGGCGGACCGUUAGAGGGCACCAGCGUCGCCCCGCUGUACGAUCAUCCAGCUUAUCUGAGUAUGUUGGAGCGAUACCACGCGCCAUUGAGGAAUACGCUCGCAUCGCUUGCCACCGCGCUGAGAGACGCGCUCACACAUUUGCCGCAAUCUCACAAUGACCCAUCAAGCGCUUCCAACACCCAUCCGAGCGACGCGAGCGGCGCUCAUGCCCAACUCAAGCGGCUGGUGGCCAGAGUUAUAGAAGAAGCUGCAGCGCUGCCAGCGCUCGCUCGAUACGCAGCUGAACCGCUGCGUUCACCGUCUAUAGAGUCGUCGACGUAUGAAGAUCUAUUAGCUACGGCUAUAUUAAAUAAGGUGAUCGUGAGAUACAAUAAGAUCGAUUUCGAUCGAAAGAUACCGGAAAAUGGGUCUGGUGGACGCAGCAGCGGCAUCCAUUCUGCAAGCGCGAGCCCCACACCUUCAGAACGUUCCUCGCCUCGCUCGCUUCAUUCCAGACACCGAGAUGUCAGCCCACCUCUCAACGAAGACAUAUCAGAAUGGGAGGAAGGCGAAGGCACAGAUGAUACGCAUGAACUACCGAAACGCAUACCUUUUCCAGAAUUUGGUGGGGACAUAGUACAUAGUACCGAUAACGAAGACCGCGACUUCGAUGAAGUAUCCGGCAGCGACAUACAAGCAGUGGACGGCAGUUGGGAAGAAAACUGGCUCUUCCAAAAGAAGAAAAUAAAAAACAUCCAAUCAGUUCCUGUACCAAUGUUGGUGCCGAAUAGCAACACAGAGUAUCGAGCUCUCAUAGGUGAUAGAGAUGCUGACGACACUACUGAUUUAUCAGACAAUGCCAGUGAUGAUGGUGAAGAGGACGCUCAGUACAAAAGCGACUUUAAAAGAGUUCUGGAUUCAAAACACGUGAUUGGCGGAAAACCUAAAAUAGAUGAAGUAUUAGAUUAUGAACCAGACAGUUUGACUGUGGAAGCUGAAUCUGGGGACUUCGAAAAUUUUAAUGAAUCUAAUAACCAUGUUACUGAGAUAGUAGAUGCUGUAAAUGACAGCAUACAUGACAAUGACUUCGUAGCGCUGGACAGUUCAAACAAUGUUCAUAAUGAAAAUGGAAAUGAUUCAAUUUUAGAAAUUGAUAUAAACAGCGGUCCUUUGCCUAAAGCAGAGUUCAAUUUGAAGGAAGAAAUACACAGAACUAUACUUAAUGGGAACGUAGAAGAUUAUAACGACAUGAAAGAUGCAAAACUCGUUAAUGAAGAAACAGUUAAAAAAGAUAAUUUGGAUAGUUUCUCCAGUCAUAAAGGAUCAACAACAUUACAAAGUCAGCAUGAGCGAGAGGGAGAAUAUGAAGAAACAGUUACUGUUCCAGUACAAAGGUAUGCGGACAGUUUACGAAGAAAACAUUUUGACGAGUAUCCACAGGAAAUACCAACACGUGAUACAGACAACGAAGACUUAAUACCAGGCUCGAUUGCACACAGAGAACGCCAAAAAUGGCUGAACUACGUUGAAAUGCCAAACAACCCUUACUCUCCGGAAGCAAUACAAAAGAGAUUGACGGCUAAAAGUACUUCGUCUCUUUUUGAUACACUAACUGCUAAAACUAUGGACAUCGACGAUGUUGAUACAAACACUACAAAAAAGAUAUUAAAUGAAACAAAUGUAAAUAAAGAAGAAAUCCCAGUUAAGGAAAUCAAUGAAAACAAUCCUCCAUUGUUACAAGUUAAUACUGAUAUAAGUAUGAAUGGUACAAGAUCAAAAAGUCCUUCACCAAGGAUAUUACAAGAUGUUCUAGCGGAAGAUAUUUCUGAAUAUAAACGCUACGAUAGAGAUUAUUACAUAAAAAACGCAAAAAAUUCAUCUGGGUCUCGCAAGAAGAGUAGUUACAGUGACACGAGUUCCCUUUCAUCAAUGAACAAAUCGACAAGUUUAGAUAAUUUCGAUACAGAACUAUCGCCUGUAAGUGCUAGCAGCUCAUUGAGCGACCUCGAAGCGACCGCCCUUCAUCAGAAUAUCGUCCGCGCCGUUCUCAGCCCACGAAAUGCGAGCCCCAACUUCGCCAUCAACCCUAUUUUCGAAAACCCCGAUAGACAGAACGAUAACGCUGACGAAAAUCAUGUGACAGACAAGCGUAAAAUCAGUCGAAAUGCCAACGGAUUACUUAUAAAGCAAUUCAACACGAUUGCCGCAAACCAACAGUAUACGACGUUCGCUAAGAACCAGCCUAAAGAGUCCAUAACCACAAAUUCAAAUAAUAAUAAAACAGAUAUUAUAAUCGAAUACGAUGACGCUAAUGAAAAUACAUUAUUUUCCGCUAAACCAGCAUAUGUUGAUGAUGAUACAGACAAGAGAUUCGAAGAAAUUAUGCAGUCCGCAUACAAUACAACUCCUAUAGUAGACAUUAAAAAUGAUAAAACAGUUGACGAGCCUUUAAAUUCGCCGUCUAAUUUUAGCGUGGACAACUCAUAUAUAAGCACGAGUAGUUUGGAAGAUUCAAUCAAGAUCUACAAUGUACAAACAGGCGAGAUAGUGAAAUGUCAACCUGAAGAUAAGGUAUCUCCGAGAUAUGAGGAUGUGGCCGACAGAAAUGACAAUAUCGAUACAGAUAAGAAACUAGAGGAAACCAAUAUCAGACUCAGUGCGAGUAGCGAUGUAGACGAUAAAACUGCAGCUAAAGAGGAAAGUUUGAAAAGAGACUUGGAGAGGCAUCGUGAGGCGGAAGACAUUUUACCACAACUGCCCAAAGUGAAGGAAUUGGCUAAAAAGUUUGUUAGCAUGGAUAAUUUGCAUAAGCCAGUGAAGCCACCACAACCGAUCACGAAGCGGCGAAAAAGCAAAGAUAACAUCUUAAAUUCAGAUAAAUUAUCAAGUAAAAUGUACAUGCACAGCCUAACAGCCAGAAGUGUCUCCAAAGAGUUCAGAGAAGAGCUGAAACUCUCUCGGCCAAAUCCGCUUAAGGUACCCGGUGGCUCUAAAGAGAUUCCAGAAGGAGAGGAAAUCACGAAGGAAUCCAGCAGACCAGGGAGCCCUCAACCGGAACCUGGAACUAUAAAAUCCAAAUUAGCGUUCUUUGAAAGCCUCAAAAACAAAUUUAGUAAUAGCAAAUAAGCUUUUGAUGGUUUGGCUUUAUACUUUUUUAUUGGUGUUGUCCUUUUAGCGUCCCACUUAAAACGGUUGGUUAAUUUAAUAUUCUAUAUUUUUUUUUAAAUACUAACCCGACAGAGGUCAUCUGUCAAAUAUUUGACGUGACGUUAAAUACUUGAAUUGACAGCUAAGUAGGAAUAGUUUAAAAAAAAUAAAAAUGGAAUUUGUUUUUUUUUUUUGGACAAUUCUUACAAUUUUUCUUUUUGUUAAUUUAUUAUUAUUAUUUUAAUGUAAAAACAAAUAAUGAUCCUCUGUCAAAUAAAACUAAACAGGGGCGCUAGGGGCACAACUUUUGUCAAACAAUCCGAUUGGGGCGGGUAAAAUAUAUUGUUUUUAUUUUCUUUUUAAUUUAUUUAUAUUUCAAGAGAAUUCAUAUACUUUUUUUCUAUUUAUUUAUUAAAGAAUAAGCAUUACAAAUAUUUAUAUACAAGAAUGUGCUUAUUGCUAUUACUGAAUUAGGCCACAAGCGUAAUCUCUCGAAGUGUAUCAAUGCAACGAUAACAUCAGUAUGUUAUAAUAAGUCUAGUGACUUACAUUGUCAUCAAAAGAUACGUUGACAAAUCCAUUAUUUGGUUUAUGUGACUCAUAUAAUAAAAGCUAGAUUCGUUAUCAGCGUCGAAAAUACAUUUGGUUAAUUCCAACUGACUUCUUAUAAAUAUAUUUUGUCGCAUCAUGAUUUUCUGUACAUGCGUUCAAAACACAGUAUUUCAGCUACAACUUGUUUACAUUUUUGUAAAUAAUUCAUGUAGUUGAAACACUAUUAUGGACGACUAAAAUCUGUUAUACACACAUGCCCCCAUUAAUGUUUCAUCUAAUACCUAAAGCAGGGUUUCUCAAAGUGUGACCUGGGGGUCAUAAUAGGAGUGAUGGGGAUUUUUACUAACAAAAUUUAAUAAAUCUCAAACAACUGCAAUUUCACCCUCAUCUUAUAUUGCAGAGUUCGAGUAAAUGUGUUGAAUGAAUCAGAGUAGAAAUUUACUAAAAACAGGACCAUCUUUCCCUUAAACAGCCGUGUAUUAGUUUAUUUUUUAUUUUUUUUUAUCACUUUGAAAAUGGUUUAGGAAUAUUAAAGUUUAAGAAACCCGAAAAGAGAGAAGAGAAAAGUUGCAUAAUAUUUUUGUGGACGAUAUUAAUCGUAUAAAUAUUAAACGUAUUUAGGUUACGGUGUAAAUAAGUUAGUGCCAUUUUACUGAACUUCAUUUAAAUGUCAUCACUUCUUAAUUUAAGUUGUUAGCAAAUGCCAAAGUUGUAUAUAAAACAUUAUGUUACUGGUUAUUUUUCCUAUAGUUUGCGUGUUACAGCAUGAUGUGUCUUACGUCACUCAAUCCGUAGAAAAAAAAAAAACAUAACCUAUGGAUUAAACAUAAUAUUUGAUCAGAGUAUCAAUUCUUUAUAUAAAAUAUACUUAAACUCAAAAAAUAUCAUACAUGUUUAUAAUGUAAAGUGUCAACUAUCCCCGCAUUGUACUACAACACGCAGAAUAUAGUGGUCGUGUCCAAAUAUUUAGCCGUUUCCUCAUACCGUAGCUCUAUCAACAGAUGUGACUUCAUAAUAAAUAAAAAACAUUAAGUAAAUUCUUUAUGACGGAACAUCUUAAAAAUGCCACAAAAUAUCCCAAAAACAAAAUUAAACAAUAAAUAAUUUAACCAACGAUAUUUAAAUAUGUAAUUGUAGUAAAAUGAAUUAUAAACCGUCGUCAACAGAGAUAACUCUAUCCAUUAAUCCCUUAUUAAACUUUUUUUUCUAGUCUUUAGCCAUCUUAAGGGUUUAGACAUAUUGAUAGUAUCUUUUGAAACCAAAUAUAAAUUAAUUGAACUACUACUUUUUGGAACAUGCCUAGCUGUGCUGUGAGGAAUCUGGCUAAAAAAUACUAUAUAUAUAAACUACUUAACUGUAAGCGGUGCAAUAAUAGACUCCCUCCUUACUUUAUACUGCGGGACCAUUAUUAUAUUACUAUUGUGAUAAAUUGAUAAUGUAAAAAAUAACAAAAAAUAUGUUACAAUAGUAUAAACAAUAAAAUUGAAAUAACAAA